UCAUUACAAGCCAUCGUAAAACUAAAAAUCUUAUUUGGCACAGAUGCCUACUUUUUAUAAUUAAAUAUUUAUUUAAUUAAUUAUUUUUGGUUCGAUUUUACACUUGUAUACACAUUAUGCAGACUAACAUCAAUAUCCUCUCUUAAAUCUUAUAAAUAUUUAACUCAACAUCGUCAAACGAGAGUAACCUGUGCGCCGGCUCAUUUGUCAAAACCACGUCGUCCUUAAUUUUUUUUUACAACGAAAAAUACCAUUCACUUUUAUUUUUUUCAGCGUCGGUAGUAAUAUUAGUUACAGCCAUACCUAGACAACAAUACACUUUUUGUAAAAACCUUAUUUCUUUUCUUUUCUUGAUUUAUGUAUUGUGCAGCUGAUAGAAAAAACGACCUGAACUAAUUUGUCAUUCGUGUCGCGCCCAAUUUAUAAAUAAAUCAAGUUAUAACUGCUGUUGAACUGAGAACUAUCUAAAGUGUGAAACAAUGGCUUCUAAAAUUUAUAAAUUAAUGGUAGGCGGAGCAUCAGUUGGUGCUGGAACCUAUUUCACCACUUGGAUUUUAACUGGAGAAAAUCCAACAAAACUUCAAACAGUCCAAGCAGAAGUUAUUAAAAAAACUGGAAGAAAGAGAACAUUACCUCCCAGAAAUACACAAAUAGAAUCAUUACAAUCAGAAAAUUUUGAUGUGCUUAUAAUUGGCGGAGGUGCAACUGGUGCUGGUUGUGCUAUAGACUCUGUUACUAGAGGUUUAAAAACUGCACUUGUAGAAUUGGAUGAUUUUGCAUCUGGUACAUCUAGUCGAAGUACUAAACUAAUUCAUGGUGGAGUACGGUAUUUGCAAAAAGCUAUUUUAAAUUUAGACUAUGAACAAUACAAAAUGGUUAAAGAAGCCCUACAUGAGCGAUCUACUAUGCUUCAAACUGCUCCUCACCUAACUCAUGCUAUACCUAUUAUGUUGCCUGUUUACGAGUGGUGGAAAGUUCCUUAUUACUGGGUUGGUAUCAAAGCCUAUGAUUUUGUUGCUGGUUUCAAAAAUGUCAAGAGUUCUUACUACCUAUCUAAAAAUGAAGCUUUAGAAAUUUUUCCUAUGCUUAAAAAAAAUAAACUUGUUGGUGCAAUUGUAUACCAUGAUGGCCAACAAGAUGAUGCUAGAAUGUGUCUUGCCCUCGCACUAACAGCUACCAGAUAUGGUGCUACAGUAGCAAACCAUGUGAAAGCUAUGAGUCUUUUAAAAGAUUCUAAUGGAAAAAUAUGUGGAGCACAUCUCAGAGAUGAACUUACAGGAAAGGAGUGGGAUGUAAAAGCAAAAUGUGUCAUUAAUGCUGCUGGACCUUUUACAGAUUCUGUACGUAAAAUGGAUGACAAAAAUGUUCAACAAAUAUGUACUCCUAGCAAAGGAGUUCAUAUUGUGUUACCUGGAUAUUAUAGUCCAGAACAAAUGGGAUUACUUGAUCCUGAAACAUCUGAUGGUCGAGUUAUUUUCUUCUUACCUUGGCAAAAACAUACAUUGUCAGGAACUACAGAUAGUCCAUGUAACGUAACCUAUCAUCCAACUCCCACAGAGGAAGAAAUAUCCUUUAUCUUAAAUGAAAUAAAAAAUUAUCUUAAUUCUGAUGUUGAAGUACGGAGAGGAGAUGUUUUGAGUGCUUGGAGUGGUAUUCGUCCCCUAGUAUCAGAUCCCAACAAAGAAGAUACGCAAUCAUUAGCUCGUAACCACAUUGUACAUGUUAGUAAAUCAAACCUAGUAACAAUUGCUGGAGGUAAAUGGACUACAUACAGAUCUAUGGCCCAAGAAACAUUAGAUGCUGCUAUUAAAGCAAUUCCUGAGUUGAAUCCAACAAAACCAGAUUGCCAAACUGAUGGCCUUAAAUUGGAAGGGUCUCAUGGUUGGACUCCAACCAUGUAUAUAAGAUUGGUACAAGACUUUGGAUUAGAAUGCGAAGUUGCUCAACAUUUAGCCACUUCAUAUGGGGAUAGAGCGUUUGCUGUAGCUAAACUAGCUCAUAUUACUGGACAACGAUGGCCAAUCAUUGGUAAAAAAAUCCAUCCUGAUUUCCCUUACAUUGAUGCUGAAAUUCGUUAUGGUGUUAGAGAGUAUGCAAUGACAGCAGUGGAUAUGAUAGCUAGGCGUUUACGUUUGGCAUUUUUAAAUGUGCAAGCAUGUCAAGAAGCACUUCCAACUAUUGUAAACAUCAUGGCUGAAGAAUUAAACUGGAGUGAGGAUGAGAAACAGAAACAACUCAAAGCUGCUAGUGACUUUUUAGCUACUGAAAUGGGUAUGAGUGUAAACCGGGCUUCUCGAGAUAAAAUUCCUAUCACCUUAUCAAAAGAUGAAAUCAAGAUGUAUAUGAAAAGAUUUCAGUUACUGGAUAGUGAUCGCAAAGGCUAUGUAUCAAUCAAUGAUAUUCGUAGGAGCAUGAGGAAUGCCGGAGAAGAAGUUAGUGGAAAAGAGCUACAUGAAAUUUUAAAAGAAAUAGAUACUAACAUGAAUGGUCAGGUUGAACUUGAUGAGUAUUUACAGAUGAUGUCAGCUAUUAAAUCUGGCCAUAUAACAUAUUCUCGUUUUGCCACAAUGGCAGCAUUAGAAGAACAAGCACAUAAUACUCAAAACAAAAUAUCUGUGGAAAGAAGUGGCGGCGGUUUAUAAAGAAGAAAUAUAUAAAUAUUAUUGUGAGCAAUUUCAAUUAUUUCACUUACUUUUAUUUUAUGGUUUUUUUUUAGCGCCUGCGAACAACUGUUUAGAUUUAUUAACUUGUAUUUGUUUUAUUUAUUCUUUGUUAUCUCAUAGUUAAUAUAUGUUUAUUU
Daktulosphaira vitifoliae (grape phylloxera) is the source of this 2800-nucleotide messenger RNA. RefSeq names its product glycerol-3-phosphate dehydrogenase, mitochondrial (gene Gpo1). Bases 480 to 2642 code for a protein of 720 amino acids. NCBI's taxonomy places the organism in Eukaryota, Metazoa, Arthropoda, Insecta, Hemiptera, Phylloxeridae. Gene Ontology annotation, molecular function: glycerol-3-phosphate dehydrogenase (quinone) activity; calcium ion binding. The record is from RefSeq and is a predicted model, not a curated record. Gene Ontology annotation, biological process: glycerol-3-phosphate metabolic process. Gene Ontology annotation, cellular component: mitochondrion; glycerol-3-phosphate dehydrogenase (FAD) complex. The transcript is spliced from 13 exons.